AUGUAUGUGUCGUUUAUACUUUCAACGAUCCUUUUUUUCUACAUCAGUGGUGGUUUAGCCGUCAAUUGCCCAAAAUCAUCAGCUAAUUGGUGUGAUAAUAAAGAUAUUGCACAAGCUUGUGGUGUAAUUGAUCAAUGUAAUAAGUAUGUUUGGAAUAUUCAUGCUGCAGAUGAUCGUGUUAAUUUAACUGUUUACUAUGAAACUCUUUGUCCAGAUUGUCGAGAUUUUAUUAAAACACAAGUUUGGAAUGCUUAUCAAUCAAUUCUUAGUAUUGUUAAUAUAAGUUUUGUUCCAUAUGGAAAUGCACGUGAAGUAUAUCGACCUGAAACUCAAUUAUACCAAUUCUAUUGUCAACAUGGUUCUGAUGAAUGUUAUGGAAAUUUAAUUCAUACUUGUGUUAUACAUCUAUACCCAAAUACAACAGCACAUUUACCAUUUAUUUAUUGUACUGAAUCAACUGAUGGUGAUAUUGAAACAGUAGCUACACAAUGUGCAGAAAAAACAUCAAUUGAUUUUAAUAAAGUUAAUUCAUGUGUACAAAGUCGAUUAGGUAAUCAAUUACAACAUUUAUAUGCUAACCAAACAGAUAGUCUUCAACCACCUCAUCAAUAUGUACCUUGGAUAACAAUCAAUGGUGAACAUACAGAAGAAAUGGAACAAGCAGCUGAAAAAGAUCUUAUCGGAGUUAUAUGCAAAUCUUAUAAAGGUUCAAAUCCACCAGCUCAAUGCACGAAAAAUUUAUAA
This is a messenger RNA of Adineta steineri, 744 nucleotides long. NCBI's taxonomy places the organism in Eukaryota, Metazoa, Rotifera, Eurotatoria, Adinetida, Adinetidae. The record is from the annotation of a GenBank genome assembly.